GCGCUCUUCCGAGAGGUACAACCUCUCUUUACCCUUAACUCACUCUUUCGUCCGGAUUUACCGCUGUAGUCACGGAAGCCACGAGUACGGAAUUACGCAACGAGUCGCGCCGAUGACGCGUCCAGUUGUCAAGACUACGCGCCAUUCGUCCGCGCCACUAGAACCGCGCGAAUCAAGUCGCCAAUAGUCGCGAUCACUCGAAAUCGUCCCAUCUCCUCGGAUCCCAUGACAAAUCGACGGAAAAUUCUUUAAAAUGCUCCCCACGAAUUACGGGCCCUUCAUCCGGUGUCAUAUCGCGCGGUGACGAGAAAUUUAGUCGCUUCAUUGACGGUAAGAGCGACGACGCGGAGCGCCAUUUGAAAUCGGAAAGUGGAGGAAUGGAAUUCGCGAUGGGGGCACUUUCCGCGGUCGGGGCGGGCUUCUUCACGAACCCGAUGGACGUGAUAAAGAUCCGACUGCAGCUCCAGGGCGAACUGGAGGCCCGAGGGUCCUACGCGAGGAUCUACAAGAACACCGUCCACGCGGCGUACAUAAUAGCGAAGAACGAAGGGAUCCUCGCCCUGCAAGCCGGCCUGGUGCCCGCUUUGGCUUUCCAAGUCGUGUUGAACGGCCUCAGACUGGGUGUCUACAACACGGCGAAGAACACUGGACUGAUUCUGGACGAGAAGGGAAACACGAGUAUCGUCAAGACGAUACUUGUUACCGGGACCACUGGUGCCUUCGCGGGGAUUAUCGGCAGUCCCCUUUAUCUGGUAAAGACGCAGCUGCAGGCACAGGCUGCGGAGAACAUCGCGGUUGGCUAUCAACACCGACAUUCUGGGAUGUGCUCCGCCUUUGCCACGUUAUGGCGAGAGAACGGAAUCGCUGGUAUCUUCCGAGGGUGGUACGCAGGAAUUCCAAGGCUUUUCGUGGGCGCCGCUACUCAGCUGACCACUUUUGGAUUAGCCACGGACUGGCUAAAAUCUAUAAACGCGUUUCCUGAUCGACCCCUGCUGCUGACGUUUCUAGCUGCAUCGAUCGGAGGCACUUGCAUAGCUGUCACCAUGCAGCCCUUCGAUGUCCUGGCCACCAGGUUGUACAAUCAAGGUGUCAAUGAGAAAGGGAAGGGUGCACUCUACGAUGGCCUUUGGGAUGGUUUGGUGAAGAUAUUCAGGACCGAAGGCUUCUUCGGGCUGUACAAAGGAGUCUUUCCCAUGUGGGCCAGGAUCGCCCCUCACACGGUCCUCUGUCUGGUGUUUUACGAGAAACUCGACCAGCUGUACAAGAAUGUAUUUGUACCGAAAUAAAUUUUUUCUAAAAAGAACUCUCUAGGCGAUUAGAGGGUUUGUUAGACA
Messenger RNA from Orussus abietinus, 1334 nucleotides. Its product is annotated as solute carrier family 25 member 35. The record is from RefSeq and is a predicted model, not a curated record. Bases 378 to 1286 code for a protein of 302 amino acids. NCBI's taxonomy places the organism in Eukaryota, Metazoa, Arthropoda, Insecta, Hymenoptera, Orussidae. The transcript has 5 exons.